CUUCAAGUUAUUUUAGUGUCAAAAAACAAAAAAAGGCGAAGAGAAGUGUCUCAAUGAUUUUGUUGUGCUUUUUGCCAAAUCAGUCGUAAAAAUUCUCCGUAAACUGUUUCGAAGGAAGUCCAAAUCAAAGAAGAGACGCAUGGAGUCAAACCUGGAGAAAGUUCUCAAUCCCAAUCGAAGUUUGUGCGGUCAAUUAUACAAAUAUACCAAUGUCGUUAAAGGCUGGCAGUACCGAUGGUUUACAGUGGACGCCCAGGCGGGUACACUGAGCUACUACUUGUGCGAUACAUCGACACUGAGUGAUGACACAAAUCCUCAUAGCGUUGGAACAGCUCCAACCCCCAAGAAUCAAACGCCCCGGGGACAGGUGCAUUUGGCAUGUGCUGUGGUGUGUCCCAGUGUCGAGGACUCUCGUACAUUUACCAUCAGCUGUGCAUCAGGUGAUACCCUUAAAUUACGCGCUUCGGAUGCAAGAGCGCGUCAGGAGUGGAUAGACGGACUGCGUGCCAUCACGGAAAGCCAUACACUUGCGAUAGCCAACGAUUCUCUGCCAGCGCGUGAGCAUCUGGCAGCCUCGGAUGCCAUGGGAGCAGCCCGACAGCAGCUGCAGGCCACGGAACUGUGCAAUGCUACACUGGCUCGUACCAUUGAGGCUGUCCAACCGCCUCUCAAUCACACUGAUCCGGAUUUGUUGAUGCUGAAGGCACUGUCGGCCGCCAACACGCAGUGCCUCAUCCAGUGCCUGAACCUCCUGCAGCGCUAUUCGGAAAUUCAGGGAGAGACACGUUCAGAGGCGGCUUUUUAGCCUUCGGUGAGAUCAGAAGCCCUGUAGAGGUCAAGUUAUCCAAGCCACAUUUCCUCUCGAAUCGAACCCCAGCUCUCCUUCUGGACCACCAUCAACACAAGGCUUCUCCUCCAACGCACACAAAAACACAUGCCCAGCGCAAGAAUGCUUGGAUCAACGUCCACAAGUAAGUUGAGCAUCAUGUACAAUUCUCUACUUCUUCUUCUUUGCGUUUGGCGCAAGCAAAAUGUGCAAUUCCUUCUAAAAAUAAUUCCAUUUGAGUCUAAUAAAGGUAUUGAUUUGCA
Messenger RNA from Phlebotomus papatasi, 1089 nucleotides. RefSeq names its product oxysterol-binding protein-related protein 11. NCBI's taxonomy places the organism in Eukaryota, Metazoa, Arthropoda, Insecta, Diptera, Psychodidae. The transcript has 3 exons. The coding region runs from base 140 to 805 and encodes 221 amino acids. The record is from RefSeq and is a predicted model, not a curated record.